Messenger RNA from Didymosphaeria variabile, 1125 nucleotides. RefSeq lists its product as uncharacterized. Bases 1 to 1125 code for a protein of 374 amino acids. The transcript has a single exon. The record is from RefSeq and is a predicted model, not a curated record. Lineage: Eukaryota; Fungi; Ascomycota; Dothideomycetes; Pleosporales; Didymosphaeriaceae.
AUGGAACUUCACGGAAAUUCUUCAUCAAUACCAGAGACGCCUCUUGACCAAGUACAGACGAGUUCGUCACCUCGCGAGUCCCCAAAAGAAGAAACUGCAUCUACCAAGGCAGAUCACCCAGCGUUGGAAGAAUCCACCCCUAGAGUCCCCGAACGCAACCCCGAACGCCUUAGCAGAAUGAAUACCCCAAACACCCCAAUCUCACCCGAUGUCCCCAAAACCGCCUCCUCUCUCUCCAUCCAAAGCGACUUCACCUCCGCAGCUAAAGGCCAAUACUCCCCAUACGAUAAGCGCACCGACACCAUCCCCAAGAGCCUGCAGCGCAAGCCGCUACCAAUAUCACCCCAAGAACACGGCCGCUCAACCUCCUCUGCAUCCGGAAAGCUCGCACCUCGGAUUCUAGGCCAUGAGGAACUAGCUAGCAGUAGGCUGAACGACUUCAAUUACUUUCUGCGGAUGACGGGCCCGUCGCCAACGCACGAGGCGAAAGCCGCCCCGAAGAAGGGAAAGAAGGGGUUGAAGGGGAUGAAAGUGCGGAGUAGGAAAGAAGGCAAGUACUCCACCAGUGACCGUCAUUCUGGCAACGAACAGUCUCAAGUCCCCGCUUGUUGCUUGGAGGAAACGACAAAGGCCGGCGGCGUGAAGCAUCUGCGGAUCAAGAUCCCAGGGGAGGAGAUGGAUGAGCAGAUGGCGACUUUGACGGAGAGCCCGACGUGGACGGAAGAGAUGCUGCAGCCGCUUGCGAGUGAAGAUCUGGAGCUCGCUAUCAACCCCGUUAGGUCUACAUCGCGUGCCUCCGAGAGCCGUAGUUGUAAACCUGCUGCCACAUCGCCGAUGGCCGUUCUCAGUGACAACCAUCCGCUCUUGGUGAGCAGGAAAGAAGCUACAAGGAGCAGGAAGCUGCGGGACUUGCAGAAAGCAAAGGGGAGGAUGGGAGGGGAUGUUGAAGGUGGCGCUGAAGACAGUGACAGAGAGAAUAGGAUGCAGAAAUUAGAGUGGUUGGUGGGCGAGUUAGCGGAGGGGUUGAGGGUAGCGGCGGGUAUUCAAGGGGAUUUGGGACCGGAGGGAGUGUUGGAAGCUUGGAGAGACGGGAAGGAGAGUAGAAGAUUGGUGUUUGGUGGAUAG